CCGAUGCAUCGGUGUUGCCAGACCCAUCACUAGUGUUUAGUUUGAAGUAUUAUCGUAGUAUGACGUUGUAGGCUUGAAUAACAACUAUUUACACUCAUCUACACACGAAUACAUCAACCGAAGAAGAAGAAGACAAACCUUCUUGUUGUCGUCUGCUUGAGGCGAUGCGUGGGUGGUGGUGGCGGCGGCGUGGAGGUGGAGGUGUGCGAUGGCACCAUACGGCAACACAGGCGCUGCUGCUGUACCUGCUGACGUUCUGCGUGCUGCUUCCUCUGUGCUGCCAUCGCCUGCUCUACUCCUACUACUUCCUUAGCUCCGCCUACUUGGACGCCAUGAGCGAGGACGCCCUGCAGGAGAGCUUGCGGCGAGGUCAGGAGGCGCUGAGCUUCUGGCAGAGCUCCCCUCCCGCCUUCACCGACGUGGCCCCCGAGCCCCAGCUGCUGGUUACCGUGGUGACGGCGCCGCGCGGCGAGGGGCGGGACUUCCACUACCUGCUGCAGGUGAUGCGUCGGCUGAGCGAGCUGCUGGGCGGCUGCGGGGAGCGGCGCUGCGCGGAGGUGGUGCUGUGCGACGUGGACGGCGGCGAGGGAAACGAGGACGCCAAACUCCUGCGGGGGAAGUUCCACGUGAUCGGCGGGCGAGAGCGGCGGCGGGAAGACGCGAACACGUUUGAGCGGGAAAAGAAGGACUACGCCUUCUGUCUGCGCCAGGCCUUCCGCUCGCUGCGGCCCAGGAACAUGGUGGUCCUGGAGGACGACGCCCUGCCCCGCCACGACUUCUUCGGCGUGCUGGCAGACCUGCUGAGUCGGCGCUUCGCCGCUCACACGCUGUACGUGAAGCUGUACCACCCUGAGAGGCUGCAGCGCUACUGGAACCCUGAACCAUACCGCAUCCUGGAGUGGUGUGGCCUGGGCCUGCUGGGUGCCAGCCUCAUGCUCCUCACCCUGCCCUCAUGGACCUUCUGUUUCUCACACCUCCUGCUGCUCGCCAUCUACGUCAUGGCCGCCGUGGAGCUGCUGGGCCGCCAUUACCUGCUGGAGCUGCGCCGCCUCUCCCCUCAGCUCUACGCCGUCUCCCCCGCCACCGAGUGCUGCACGCCCGCCAUCCUCUACCCCGGCGACGCCUCCCUGAGGGCGGCCCACUACCUGGACGGCGCCUUCUGCAGCCCGGGCAACGCCAAGGACAUGCUGCUCUACCACCUGGCCCGCAGUGUGGCGGGGGAGCGCGCUCACAGCGUAGAACCCAACCUGGUCAGCCAUAUUGGAGCCUUCUCCUCCAUCAGGCUCAACCCUGCCAGACCCAAACUGCUGUGACCUGACACAUACUACUGGUUUCCAUGGCAACACUGAAGUCUGUGUGUGUGUGUGUGUGUGUGUGUGUGUGUGUGUGUGUGUU
Nerophis lumbriciformis (worm pipefish) is the source of this 1395-nucleotide messenger RNA. RefSeq names its product post-GPI attachment to proteins GalNAc transferase 4 (gene pgap4). Gene Ontology annotation, biological process: GPI anchor biosynthetic process. Lineage: Eukaryota; Metazoa; Chordata; Actinopteri; Syngnathiformes; Syngnathidae. Gene Ontology annotation, molecular function: glycosyltransferase activity. The record is from RefSeq and is a predicted model, not a curated record. Gene Ontology annotation, cellular component: Golgi membrane.